UUUAUCAUCCAAGGCUGACACGCGUUUGUUCCCACAGAAAUCCAGAAAAAGAUAAGCCUUUGGACCAGGCUUACAGUAGAAAUACUGGGACAAUGUUGGAUUAUUUCAGGCAGCUGUCUGCCGUGUUUACAAUAGCUCUAUUGUUCCCUCUUACUUUUUCACAGACCCCCGGGGAUGUUCGCCUGGUGGGCGGUGCCUGGCCGGGGGAGGGGAGGCUGGAGGUGUUCAGAGGAAGAUGGGGGGGAGUGUGUGAUGAUGGCUUCUCCACCAGCGCCGCUGUUGUUGUAUGUCGGCAGCUCGGCUUUACACCUCUCCGUCCGACGUUUUCCUCAGUCACGGGGCCAAACGCUCAGUUCUUACUGGACGACUUGACAUGUACUGGACAGGAAGCUGCGCUACCAGACUGCGGACACAGCUCGUGGGGCACUCACAACUGCGGGGCGACAGAACACGUGCAUAUUGGUUGUUCUAGUGCAUGUUCCGUCCAUUCAUGCAGGAACGGGGGGACAUGUACCGACAUACCACACAGCGCCACAGUCAACUGUUCCUGCCCUUCUGGGUUUACGGGACUUCACUGCGAACAAGCUCAGGGCGUCAACAUCACGUGUUCAUCUCACAACAUGUUCGUGGAGUUUACCAAGAAAGAAUUCCCAGGACUACAUGCUGACAGCCUGACGUUACGAGACCCCACGUGUACAGCCACAGACACGCCCACUACCAUCACUCUUACUGCACCACUUGGAGGAUGUGGUACACAGAUGGAGGCGGUCGGUGAUGACUUCGUCUAUGUCAACGUGGUAUCCGCCCAGGACGUUACCGUGUCGGGUCACAUCUCGCACGUGAGAGAUAUCAACGUGACAGUGCGUUGUUUCUACAGCAGGAACGUCGUUGCACGCAACUACUACCUCGUUAAAACCGGGGAGCUCCACGUCCUCUCAAGCAGCCAGGGCAAGUAUGAGAUCAGCAUGGAUCUGGUCCAUAACGGAGUCGUGUACCAACCCUCUAGUCCCUUACCCCUUAGCGUCAAGCCGGGAGAAAGCCUGUCAAUCAAACUAUCCCUCCAAUCCAACGACUCGAACCUGCAGGUGUUUGCCAGGAACUGUAAGGCCACGCCCACACCUUCGCCAGAUAGUUCUGUGCAAUAUCUGAUUCUUGAAAAUGGGUGUGCGCAUGAUUCAACCUUGACCUUCACAGACGUCAGUCACAUGACGGAGGAGACCUUGACCUUAGAGACGUUCAAGUUCGUGAACAGUUCCAGCAUGGUGUACUUCCACUGCGAGGUAUUGGUGUGUAACGCGUCUGACCCCGAGUCCAGAUGUCACCACGGUUGUCUGGCCCCGGGGAGGGGGAGGAGGGACGCUGGAGGGAGGAGAGAAAGCGACUUGGAGAAAGAGGUUCACUUGACUUCACAACAUCUCUCAGCGGGUCCGAUCCGAAUUAUCACCAGGAGGACAAAACGUUCACCUAAAUUUGCUGACCGUAAGAAUGGCAACACUUAUUAUAUGGAGGAGCCAGCUAUGAUAGUGGGCGUGGUACUGAUGUGUGCGUCACUGGUGAUGGUGAUGGCGACGCUGUAUCUGCUGUUCCGGGGCGAGGCUGGAGACGAGAGCGAUGACCAAUCGGAGACUCGGUGCGAUAAACAAUAAAACGCCGUCAACAAU
Messenger RNA from Haliotis rufescens (red abalone), 1661 nucleotides. RefSeq names its product deleted in malignant brain tumors 1 protein-like. Gene Ontology annotation, cellular component: membrane. The record is from RefSeq and is a predicted model, not a curated record. The coding region runs from base 93 to 1646 and encodes 517 amino acids. The transcript has 8 exons. Lineage: Eukaryota; Metazoa; Mollusca; Gastropoda; Lepetellida; Haliotidae.